AUGUUUUACACCCCUCCAAAGCCACCAUCGGAAUUUAAUAAGCCAGCUUCUGUUCCACACAUGCCCACUCCAACACAAUAUGGGAAACCUGCUACAGUUCAUAGGCCUUCACCUGAAGUUUUUGCUGAUUCGCCUAGCACCCAUCCCUCUGACUACUUUGAAAAGCCCGCUUCAUUUAACAGACCCACAACAUUAAGUGUCCCGACAGAGAGUCCAAAAAGGAAACCACCAACCGAGUAUGGACAGCCAGCAGCUGUUCAAAGGCCUUCUUCAACUGAAGCCCCAAGCUUCUUCCCCUCUUCCUACUUUGAGAAGCCUGCUUCCUUUCACAGGCCAACAACAUCACCAGUCCCAACUGAAACACCCAAGGGAAAGCCGUCUUCCGGCUACCGGUAUAAGAACCCAGCAGCAGUACAUAGACCAUCAGAUGGUCCAUUGACAGAAGCUCCAAGCUACUUCCCUUCAGACUACUUUGAAAAGCCUGCUUCAUUUAACAGACCCACAACGUUACGUGUUCCAACAGAGAGUCCCAAAAGAAAACCUCCAACCGAGUAUGGACAACCAUCAGCGGUACAGAGGCCUUCUUCAACUGAAGCUCCAAGCUUCUUCCCAUCUGACUACUUUGAGAAGCCUGCUGCUGUUGGCAGACCUUCUGCUACUGGCACCCCAACCGUUGGUGUCAACAGCCAGGUCCCUUCUGACUACUUUGAGAAGCCUGCUGCUGUUGGCAGACCUUCUGCUUCUCCACGCCCGACUGAGGGUCCAAAAAGAAAGCCACCCUCAAAGUUUGAGCAACCUGCUGCUGUUGAAAGGCCCACAUCAUCUCCUACUAUCAUUGCUCCCUCUUCUCAACCAUCACAGCUGACAAGUCCAGAACCAACUGAAGUGCUCAGCAGUGUACCAACCAGCGUGCCAACAACACCACCUUCUCCAGGACCAAGUGGGAUACCUACUAGUCAACCAACCGAGUUGCCAACCCUGAACCCAACUAGUGCACCAACCCUGGCCCCUUCUCAGAAUCCAACAGACAGUCCAACAAUUGCUCCAACAGAGACCCCUACAACCGAGGGGCCCACAGAGACCCCUACCUUUAAGCCAACUGAGGGACCCACAACAUUGCCAACACAGAAACCAACAGGAAGUCCCACAACAACUCCAACAGGCAAACCUUCUACUGACCGACCUACAGAGACCCCUACAUUGAAACCAACCGAUGGACCCACAACAACCCCAUCACACAAACCAACCGGCAGGCCCACUAUUGAAGUUACUUAUGAACCUACUGAGAAGCCAAGUAAUGGCCCUACAGGCACCCCAACAUUGAAACCAACCAAUGCACCCACUGCAACUCCAUCCCAGAAACCGACCGACAUACCCACAAUUGAACCCACUAACAAACCCACAGCAACACCGUCUCAGAAGCCAACAGAUGUACCCACAGUGGAACCAACUAACAUUCCCACAAAAAUUCCUACCAUCCAGCCUACAAGUGGACCAACAGGUUUUCCCAGUCAUGGGCCAAGUGUGGCAUCCAUGGAGCCCUCAAUUGCAGAAUCAAGCAUACCAACACCAACACAGAAGUUUUUUGCCCCUCCCAAAGAACCCACUCCCAAUGUGCCUUCAACAACAGAGGCACCAACUAGCUUUGCCCCAACCAAAGCCCCAAUAUGCCCUCUGACUCCUAUUGUGAAAAGUGAGAAACCAGCAGCUGAACAGCCCAGUUAUCCAACCUUUGUCCCAACACUUAGCCCAACAUGCCCAACUGAAGAACCAGAAGAUACUGCAAGUCCAACCACAGUCACAGUAUCCAGGGGAUCAAAGGUGCAGCUUGAAGAUGAAAAGCCAGCACAUACACCAUCAGCGGCAGCUUCAGAAUCAGGACAGCCCAUGGAAGAGUUCCCUACUAUCAAGGUUGAGUAUCACAGGACUGAAUCCAAACACAAAUCAGAGUCUUCAGUAGCUGGGCAACCAGGUGUAACAACACCCUCUGAAACAAAGCACCCAGAAUCUCCCUCAGCCUCAAAUUCAAAAGAUCAGGGAAAGGGAACUGAACCAGUUGCACCAUCUGCAGAAGCAGCAAGGCAGCCAGGUCCUGCCACAGUCAGAGUUUCCCAACUCACAGAAGCAAAAGGCACUGAGCCUCCAACGUGCCCUGACAUGCCCUACUCGGGCCAUAUGAUUUCUAAUUGUCCAUCUCCGUCUCCAGAAGCAGGUGCUGAGGAUGCUCACAGGUCACAGCACGUUAAAAUUCAUAGGGAAGAAGAUAAAGAUCAGGACACCUACAAGGACAAUGAAAGAAAAGUGAAUAUUGUCGGAGGAACAUCACAUCUUCGAGAAACACAGUCAGAAGAUGAAGAUAUGGAAGCCAUUGCCGCCAAUGAAAUGGCGGAUAAGCAACAGUCAAGACAGCUUGGAAGCGAAUCAAGUUUGCAGCAGACACUGCAUGAGGAUUGCAUUGCUUCCAUGAUUGUCUAUGAGGAGGACUUUGAGCCAACAGGAGCAGAAAAUAACUGGACAAAUGGAAUUGCCAUGCAUCAUGCAAAUUUUACAAGAUUCCUUGGUCCAUUGGGAGGCAACAUGGAUGAGAACUUCUCACAAACCUUUUUCAUUGCAGAUGGACCAGGUGGAAGCUCAGCUAGCACAGUCACCAUUGAAUUUGUGCUGUACACUAUGGAUGAUUGGGAAGCUGAAAACUUCGUUGAUUUGUUGAUUGGUGAGAGCCUUGUUCGUCUCAGUCAUUUGGGAUCAUCAAGAUCCAGCAGCCGACAAUACUAUGAAGGCUCAAUUGAUGGCAUUUCAUGGUGGCAGAGUGUUCUCCUUUAUGGAGAAAACCUUGGAUUUGGGUCUGCCAAUGAUGCCAAGCACCUGAUCGAGCUUACAGUUCAAGCAGACCACUUCCAGAACAACUCCCUGUUUAUGCUGUUCCAGGUUGAGCAUCAAGGCAUAGUUGCUGGGAUCGAUGACAUGAUGAUUGAAGCCAACUUCAAUUGUUCCAUGACAGAAACGAGUGAAAACUGGCAGCAACCAAAGGUUGAUCCAGAAAUUCCCAGACAGGAUCCUCACUAUGGUUUUGAUGCAGAUGAUGAUGAUGGAUUGGUGCCUUAUUGUGAAUCGGAGGACUUCCCCUGUGGAGUCCUUAUGGUCUAUGUGUGUCACUUUACUUCAAGCCACCAGGGGUUCCGAACACUUUGCAUCCAUGAGGCGAAUUCUCACAUUCUACAGUACUACGUCAAUGACUAUUGUGGUCCCUGCAUUGGCGGAAAGAGCAUGGGUGUUACCUAA
Molecule: messenger RNA, 3282 nt
Organism: Seminavis robusta
Lineage: Eukaryota; Bacillariophyta; Bacillariophyceae; Naviculales; Naviculaceae
Source: the annotation of a GenBank genome assembly